CACACACACUCAGAGGUAGAGUUAGAGGUGAACCACACACACACACACUCACAGUGUACAGCAGUUGUGUUGGAGCUGCUGUGACACCGCUCAGCAUGAGAGGAGAGAAGUUUCCGGGCUGAUCGGUGCUGUCGCAUUCACAGACUGGACGUGAAGCCCCGGGACGUCGAGGAGUCGCGGGGCCACUGGACAGGAACAGCCGCUCUGACACGCGCGGUGCUCGGAUACUCAGCAGCGGCAGUAGCGGCGGCGGCAGGGGGAGGACCAGGGCGAGUGUGAGAGGCGAGGCGGCGGGACCCGCUGCUAGCGAAACAUGAACAAGAACCACCGAGUGCCGAGCAGCCGUUCACUGAGUACCGUGGAGGUGAAGAGCAAGUUUGGUGCAGAGUUUCGUCGGUUCUCUCUGGAUCGGUCCAAGCCGGGCCGAUUCGAUGAGUUCUAUGGCCUCCUGCAGCACGUACACCGCAUCCCCAAUGUGGACUUGUUGGUGGGCUACGCCGACGUGCACGGCGACCUGCUGCCCAUCAACAACGAUGACAACUACCACAAGGCCAUCUCCACUGCCAGCCCUCUGCUCAGGCUGUUCCUGCAGAGGAAAGAGGAAGCUGAUUACACAGCCUUUGGUACCGACUCGCUGACCAGGAAGAGAAACACCGUGCUUUCUGCGGUUCUUCUACGGCCAGACACCAACAGGAAAAAACCACCUGUCAUCAUCAGCCUCCCUAAGGACUUUCGCCCCGUUUCGUCCAUCAUCGAUGUGGACAUUCUCCCUGAGACGCACCGACGUGUACGCCUCUACAAGCAUGGCCAGGAAAAACCAUUGGGCUUCUACAUCCGUGAUGGUUCCAGCGUACGGGUCACUCCACAGGGCCUGGAGAAGGUGCCGGGGAUAUUCAUCUCUCGCAUGGUGCCUGGUGGGCUGGCGGAGAGCACCGGCCUGCUAGCAGUCAACGAUGAGGUGCUGGAAGUGAACGGCAUCGAGGUGGCGGGGAAGUCUCUGGACCAGGUGACAGACAUGAUGAUUGCCAACAGCCACAACCUCAUCAUCACCGUGAAGCCUGCUAACCAGCGGAACAAUGUUGUUCGUGGUGGAGGAGGAGGCGCUGCGUCUGGUAGCUCAGGACGCUCAUCGGACAGCGGGGCCAGUUACUAUGGCUACUCAUCACAGGGUGGUGCUGCGGCCUCCAUGCCGUCGCACAUCAUCCAGAACUUCCCUGUCGGGGAGCUGGAGAGCGACGAGGAUGACGAGGACCUGGUGAUCGAGGUGGGAGGCGAGGCCGAGUCAAUCAGACACGCCUCUUCCAACUACAGCAUGCCUUCGCUGCCUCGGUAUGAGCCGCACCUCAACCUCCGCACUACCACCAACUCCGCUUCUACUCAUUCCAUCAAUGCCAAUGGGACCCUGCCAGCCAGCGGCAGCAGUGGAUCACUAAGCUACGCCAACGCCACUUCGACCACGCCAUCCCCAGACAGAGCAAUGGAGAGGCGGAGCCUGGAGGAAGAUGGCACUGUUAUAACUCUGUAGACAUUCACGCUCUAAACACUGGAAACAAACACAAAUACUUCCACACACUUUUGGGGAAGUCAUGGACCAGCAGUUCAGACACAGGUUCCAUCGUACAGUGACUGUAUCUGAGAAGCACAAUGAUGUGUGUAGGUAUUACAUCUGACAGCUAAAUGUUUGUACAUCCCAACAUGUACACAACAAACGCUGCACCCUAUCACCGUACCCCUACACCUACACCUCUACAUGCCAAUUAUCAUGCAUGUGUGCCAUAGUGGUGACCUACCCCCAUCCCAGGUUCUUCAGGCACAAAAUUGUCCCAGACAGAAGUGAAGGAUAAGUGUAGAUUGGUUCUCCACUACCCUCCACUUUAUUUUUUUAACCACUAGAAGCACUUGUUUUUAACCCAAAACUGUAUUUCUGCUGAAUUUCCACUAGAGGGCAGAAAUGAGACAUUUGUUGACAAUCUGGUACCGUUUUGUUUUUUGCCUUGUCUCCCCACACCCCCACCCCUGCACCGCACUACGUCUCCCAGGUGACCACAGCGUCUGGAUUGGUCAACAGUUGUGGAAAUUUCCACAGACUUCUAUUCUACUCCAACAAUUGACCAGUUGCUGAGACCUGCAAUAAAAAUGUUUCGUUUCUGUUAGAAGUCCGGGCUCUUGUGUUGGCUCAGAUGCUUUUUUUAAGCUCUGUUUUUAGCUGUUUUUCCUCUUUAUCUGCUGUUAAUGACUGAAAGGUUGAUGAUUUUUAAUAAUAAUUAUUCUUCCCUUAAUCAUCUGGCCUGUAUCUUUAUAUGAUUUGCAUAUUUUGUUUCUGUUUAUUUUUCUUGAAUAUAUGAUAGGGCUGUUCCUUUUUCUAAAAAUCUAUAUAUACGAUAUGACAUGCAGUUUGUUUGAAUAUAUUCUAAUAUAUUCAAACAAACCCCCCCCCGCACCAGUCAGAUGACGAUGAACACUUGACAUUGCUCUGUUUGUCUGUGGUGCCGCCUCUGCUUCCUUACUUCGGUGGAAAGCAAACAGAUGAGCCGACAGUUUGCGUAGUACAAAGUUGACAAACAGCCUCACCUCUGUUCGUUUCUUUGCCGUAAUGCAAAAUCUAAAAUACUUUCACAAGCAGCUUCUCAGGUGCUUUGGUGUCGUGAUUGUCUGCUCAAGACGGCUUUACUUGCUAGCAUCCUCCCUUUUUGUAGCAAAACAAAGGCAUCAUGACUGAUUUACUUUACUGAUAGAUCAAGAGGGGCACGAAAUAGAUCAAGCUGAAAGUGAUCGCCUAUUGGAUCAUGAGGCAAACUACUUGAGAUGUCUAAAGCGAACAUGUCAUUAUAGGUCAACUAUUAUCUUAUCUCCUGUUCAAAUUCAAGUUAAAAUUUUGAAUAUAAAGCGACAGCCCUAACAUAUUAUUAUUGUAUCUCACAGGUUAUGACAGUGGCCGUGUUCCAUCUGUUGCUAUCACUCACGCAAAAUUGCUUCUCCCCAGGAAUGGGACAUGUUAGAAGAAAUAUCCUUAAUCUUGCACUCCCUCUCCUUUCCAUGACAAGGGCUAUUUCCCCUGCUGCAUGUGUACAAAUGAGAAAAUGUGAAUGUGAUUUAAAUUUUGUUUCUGUUUGUUUGUUCUCCCCCUCCUUUCUGUCUGGACCACAACACAACAUAUAUUAUCUCAGUGCUGUACAGUAUAUUCAUCUCUGUCUAUCCACAGGCCCUGAGUUCACUUGGAUGUGUCCUGAGUCAUUCACAUAUGAAAAGUGAUCGCUCCAGUGUUUCUGCACCGUUUCCUUUGUGUAUCAUCGUCCUUAUUGAACUCAAUUAACGACACUCUAUGAGCAAAUGCUUCAUGUUGACUCUGGGCCUAAGUUGCACCCAUCGAUAGUUGGGCUGUGACACUAUUAACAAACACAACAACAGAAAUGAGUUGAAAUGAAACUUCCUGUAUCUCAAAGUAAAGCCUGGUUGAGUCACAUUGAAACAAACACUCAUGCAGGUGCACUGGGCACAAACUCAUUCACUUUCUGUGUUUGUUGAAGGUGAGGCUGGUCUGCUAAAUGUACUGCAUGUCUUAGUCCGCAUCAGCAUUUAGCAUUUCAGUUAGAGCGAGGCUGUAAAACAUAAAGACAGAUUCGACCAAAGUUUUUCAUCAACUUUUCUUAAACACCAUGUUUGAAAAUCCCUGUGACCUCCGAGGCAAAUUUCAGAUUUUGGGGGCUGUAGAAAUUCUAUUGACUUGACUCCGUUUGCAGAAUGUUAGGUCGCAGAAUCCUCGUCAAACACACUCAAUUGCAGUGAAUCCUGUGGACAUUAUCCUGCUGUUUUCUCACAUGGGUGUUAACUAGUCUCUCAUACAUUUGCAUUCUCACCUAUAGCCCCUCCAGGGAAUGUCAGGAAAUUAUCCAGAGCUCAGUAAACAUCUGAAAAGCAGCAGAGUCGCUGUCAAUAAUGUCUAUUGGCUUCAUCUGAGCCGAUACUCACUUGUAGUAACUAUGUAAUCAAUACCACACUCUUUAUACUCUUUAGUUCUGUUUAUUAUUCAAAUCUCUGAGCCUCUCACAGUAAAUAUAUAUAUGACUGGAAUCCAACAAAAAGGAUGUGUAUGUGCAUACGCCAUUAUAUUUCAUUCUAUAUGUACAAGGUACUGUCUUUUUGGCCUUUUUUAUAGUCGCGCUGGUGAUGGUUAGAUUCUGGCUUCUUUCACUCACGACAUCAAGCACAGUGAUGAAUGGUACUCUUGAAAGGAAGGUUUUUUCUUUUUUUUUUUUUUAGAAAUCAAUGUUAAUUUAUUUUCUUUAUCUCUUUACCACAGGACACUGGGAUUGUAACCAUGGCGGCAUUUGUUAUUUAUUCUCUAAUCAUGUAUUUUUGCAUAUUCUCUGUUCACAUUGUACAACUUUAUUUUAUAUAUUGAUUGUUUUGGUUGUACAUCUCAUGGUACAGUAGAUGUUAUUGCCCAUUAGGAGACGAUUUGAAUCGCUGAUUUCACUGUUCCUCCUGAAGCAAGAGGAGAAUCCGUGCAAGACAUGACACUGUUUUUUUUGUUUUUCCAAACUGUGAAUUAUCAUUAUUAUUUUGUGGGAAAGAAAAGAAACCGCUGUGUCUGCACGACUUCAAAAGAUGCGACUUGUUCUUUGCGUUUGAGUCUUUACUUUUUUUUUAAGUGAUUGAGCAAUGAUUUUUUUUUGCUUGCCAGAUAAAUCCUAUGGUAUAGAUUUAUAAUGAAGAUUGUCAGUAUUUUCAUAUUGAUGCUAUAUAUGAUGAUGUACAUUUUUAUCACGUUUAAUGAAAACUGUUUUAAGAUUCAACUGGAGACUAAUGAAUAAAUAGAUGUACACCUGUAAUUUCUGAUUUAAGGAGCUGGAUAAAAUAAAGUCAUGUGUAGCAGCC
This is a messenger RNA of Paralichthys olivaceus (Japanese flounder), 4878 nucleotides long. RefSeq names its product par-6 partitioning defective 6 homolog beta (C. elegans) (gene pard6b). Gene Ontology annotation, cellular component: cell cortex; apical plasma membrane; nucleus. Gene Ontology annotation, molecular function: protein binding. Lineage: Eukaryota; Metazoa; Chordata; Actinopteri; Pleuronectiformes; Paralichthyidae. The record is from RefSeq and is a predicted model, not a curated record. Gene Ontology annotation, biological process: establishment or maintenance of cell polarity; regulation of cellular localization; centrosome cycle.